Molecule: messenger RNA, 8181 nt
Organism: Amphiprion ocellaris (clown anemonefish)
Lineage: Eukaryota; Metazoa; Chordata; Actinopteri; Pomacentridae
Gene: pdzd2
Product: PDZ domain containing 2
Exons: 26
Coding region: 517-7941 (2474 amino acids)
Molecular function (GO): protein binding
Source: RefSeq, a predicted model, not a curated record
CUGCAGAGAAGAAUAAGUCGGCCGAAUGGGAACUCAUCAAUACCAACGCAUUUCAUCCAUACUUGUGGAAUAAGAGAACGGCAGUGCGUGCAUUACUGCACUUCAGGAUAUUUUUCGCCCCUUGGAUGGCUUUUCCUGCGGUGGAUAUCAGCUGAAUGUAGCUUUGCAGUUUGAGGCCACUAUUUUUUUCUUUUUUCUUUUUUUUAAGCUGAGCGUAAAUGCGACUUUGCGCUACUUUAUUCUCUCACGCGUCGAACGAGUAAAACGCGUUUUUAAGAUGUGAAUGUGUGGUUACGGGACGAUCGGCUAACUUCAGUAUCUUUUUCAUUCUUUAAACAAACCCUAUAACAUGGAUUAUUGUUUUGAACUGGAAUUAAAAGCCUCGGAACUGCAUGAUGUAGCCUAAAGGGAUGGAUUUGUGGAAGUCAAUCCCUUCCAGUUCUUGUGCCUAUACUAAGUGUUGGAAGCUUCUGCGUGGCUGCUGGUGAGGGAUGCCCAAAGGCCCAAGAUGCCAGGAUGCCUAUCACUCAGGACAACGCCUUCAGCAUCCUCUCACUGCUGGAGGACUGGCAUGGGGCUCAGAACAAAGGAUCACAGCAGGAUGACAACCUGAAUAAGGACAGUUCUAGUUUUAAGCAUGUGGAUCAGGACUCCUACCAGAAUGAGGAAGGGGGCAGUGUUUGCAGUAGCAGCAGUAUUAGCAGUGUUCACAUUGAGGACAUGUCCCUGUGUUUUGCUGCCAUUCAGAAGUUGGUGGAGUACAUCAAGUUUAACUUCAUGGAAGGUGACACAGCGCCAUCAGGCAGUCCAUCCUUCUGCAGGGAGGGAUUAGACGUUGAAGUUCAUGCUGUUUCCCUUAGUAAAGAUGAAGGGGAUACUGCAGAGUUUGGCCUCAGCUUUGGGAACAUCCCUAUUUUUGGGGAUCCUGACAGAAGAAAAAAGGGAGGCCCAAGGAGAAGAAGGGACAUGGGCCCCAUCAUGGAUGUGGGCUGCAUCUGGGUGACAGAGGUGAGGAAGAGGAGCCCAGCAGCUCGUUGUGGGGGGAUCAAACUCAGAGAUGAACUGCUGUCAGUGAACGGGCAGCUGAUGGUGGGAGUAGACGUCAGUGGAGCCAGUUACCUGGCUGACCAGUGCUGGAAUGGAGGCUGUAUCUACCUGAUCCUGCUGCGUCGAGUCAAGCGAAAGGCUCCUCUCCCUCCCUGUGACAUCAGUGAAAAUGUCAGUACGACUCUCCGCAGUGACAGUUGUGAAGACCAGCAGCAGGGCACAGCUGGGUCUGAGUCCUCCAAUAACUUGGCAAACUGUAAACGCACACGCAAGUUUGGUGUCAUAUCACGUUCGUCCUUUAAACGAGACAACAGGGACAGUACUUACUCAGAAAUUCGGAGCUCUUACAAUGGCCACAGCUGUUCUGCUUCCACUGAUGGAGAAGUCAACCCUCCAGGAGACGACUCGGGUUGCAUCCUCUCCACACAUACACCUGCAGAGGAAAGUCCAAACACCUGUCCUCAGGUGAAAACAGUUCCCCAGCGUCUACACAGCAGAGGAGCUGCCACUCUGCCUGCAAGAUGCCACAGUGAGCUGUUAGAAAGCAAAAUGGACUCUUUGAACAUUGACUCUUCUGGCCAGCCCAGAGACAGCUGCCUGAUCUGGAAGAUGCAUAUGGUGAAGGGUCAAGAGGGCCUGGGCAUACAGAUAACAGGGGGACGUGGCUCCAAACGCUCUCCACAUGGCAUCAUUAUAGCUUUUAUAGAGGAAGGGGGUGCCAUUCACAGGGAUGGCCGUCUUCAUGCUGGUGAUGAGCUGCUGAUGAUUAAUGGUCACUCUCUGGUGGGUCUCACUCAUCAGGAGGCUGUUGCUAUCUUCCGCUCAACUACUGGUCUCAUCCAGCUGGUGGUGGCCAGCAGGCAGGAGGAAUCAGAUGUGGGUUUCGAACGCUUCCCAUCCACCAGUCUACCAGACCUCGUCAGCACCUGCAGUUCUUCUUCCAUUAUGUCUCAAACAGCUACCCUGCCCUCUCUCCCAACCUCCAACAGUAGCACCAGUCUGCAAAACACCUGCCUGUUGACUGGCCUGGAGAAACUAGAAGUGAAAAAUCAGGGAGAGGCACUCAAAGGAUCCUGCUGCACCCCCACACCAAUGAAGCUGUGCAACCGAUCCCAAGGAGGGAGUAAUCGCCUGGAGUCAGUGGGUGAGGAUGAUGAGCUGUUUGUGGAGAAUGGUGUGAGUGGCUGUGACGUUUCAGAGAAGCCUCCACCUGGCCAUCGUAAACACUCCUUACCUCAACAGCUAGAUGCUGCUGGAAUGAGACAGGAAUAUCAGAUUAUUAAGAAAUCAGCACGCUCCCUGAGCACCAUUCAAGUGGAGUCGCCAUGGCGACUGGCACAGCCAUCCAUUAUCUCCAGUAUAGUGCUGAUGAAAGGCCAAGGCAAAGGUCUAGGAUUCAGCAUUGUUGGUGGACAGGACUCGGCACGUGGUCAAAUGGGUAUUUUUGUCAAAACUAUUUUCCCUCAUGGAGCUGCAGCAGCUGAUGGACGACUGAAAGAAGGAGAUGAGAUUCUGGAGGUAAACGGAGAGUCUCUCCAAGGACUCACACACCAACAGGCUAUCCAAACCUUCAAGCAACUGAAAAAAGGUGUGGUGACCCUAACGAUUCGAACUCGUCUGCGCAGCCCCAGCUUGACACCAUGUCCCACCCCCACCCUUCUCAGCCGCUCCAACUCACCUAACUCCUACACCAGUGGGGGUACACCUGCCCUAUCUGGGUUUGAAGAGGCUGAUGGCCGCAGGUGCCACGGUCCAGGUCCAAAAGACUGCAUCAUCAUGGAGGUCACACUUAAUAAAGAGCCAGGUGUUGGUCUGGGAAUUGGAGUUUGCUGUCUGACACUGGAGAAUUCUGCUCCUGGUAUCUACAUCCAUAGUUUGGCCCUGGGAUCUGUGGCCAAGAUGGAUGGAAGACUCAGUCGUGGAGAUCAGAUACUGGAGGUAGACUCAGUCAGUCUUCGUCAUGCUGCACUCAGUGAGGCCUAUGGCAUCCUCAGUGAAUGUGGCCCAGGACCAGUCAGUCUUAUUAUAAGCCGGCACCCUAAUCCCAAGGUGUCAGAACAGGAGAUGGAUCACAUUAUAGCUCGAUCAACACAGAGAGACAAAAUGUGCAGGAACAGACAUUCGUCACUUUCCCAAGGUCAGUCCUGGAAGAGCUCCAACUCAACAGUGAGGGACAGACAAGGAGACAACUCCCCUUCCCUCAGCUGGACCAUGAAGAGGUUCCUUGAACCUGCCAGUAGACAGGGAUCCCUGAGUUCAGAGACAGAAUUAUCACAGUACUUCUCCCAGGACUUUUCCAGCCACUCAUUCCUGUCUGAAUCCACACUGAUGGGCUCAAAUAGUGAAGAAGGGCUCCAUCAACAGAGCUUCUGUACAUUAAUGGAUGAGAUUUCAUCACAAUCACAUGCACUCACUCACUCUCUGACAGACCUGGAGAGCAGCUCUGUGUACAACACAUUGCAAGAAAAAACCUCUGUCCCUCUGAGUAACCAUGUAGAGGCAGUUUGCCAGCCGAUUACUGUCUCUAGCCCUGCCUCGGUGCAGAGCCCACUUCUCCGCCAGCAGGGGGUGAUGUGCUUUGAGGAUGAACUUGGUGAUGACGAUGACUCAGACAAUGCUGGAAACACACGGAUUUUAAAAAGGCCAAUAAAAUCUGAACCCUUUGACUUUGCACUUGAAUCCAAAAUUUCCAAAAGUGGUUUAGCAGCCAUAAUUGCUACAUCAUUGCUAGAUGCAGACAGUAAAGAUGAUGGAGAUUUGCGAAGGUGUGGAAGCAAUAAUGUGACAUCACUCCACAGUGGUCUUCCACAAGUUGAGAAAGGUAGUACCUAUAAAUUAGAGUCACCUGGUUCUAAGUCACCCUUUAUACCUAUUUGCAGCCACUUUGACAACACUGCAGGGGCAGCAAGCACUAUGAGCUCUGUAAGUAAUCUGAGUAUCCAGAGUGACAACUGUCAAGAUGAUGGACAGUUGGAUCCAAAGCGCUCCCCCAAGCUUGAACAUAAAGCAGUGACUCGGGUCAAAAGUAUGAUGAGCACUGAAACACCAAACAUGCCUCAGCAGCAAAAAUCGAAGGCUGAUGAGCUCUUUUCAGGUUUGGCUCCACUCCAGCUACCAUCCUGUGACACACAAUGUGGACAAAAUCCCAAGACUUCUGCAGGGUUAAUGCCCAGUCAGCUGUGUAAGAAAGGAGAUACCAGUGAGCUUGUGGGUGUUUGUACCAUUGAUACAGUGACCCUGAACAGACGUGAAGACGAGUCAUUUGGGCUUGACCUGGAGAUAAUGUCGUCACCUCUGAAAGUUGUGAUUGCUGGAUUAAAGCCUGGAGGCGCAGCAGAAAAGGAAAAGGGCAAAUUGUGUCCUGGAGAUGAUAUUGUCAAAAUUGGAGAAAAACUUGUGUGCUCCUCAAGCUACCAGGAAAUUUGUGAGCUCAUGCACAAUCUUCCAGUGACAUUGUCCUUGGAAGUAAAGAAACCAGUUUCAGCUGUAGAUCGACUGUCCAGUUUGAUAAUGUCGUCAGUGAACAGUGAUAAAGCCAUCAGAGAGGACACAGCCAAAUAUUUUCAGGGGACAUCUGAUGAAGGACAAGUAACAAGUGCAAAUUUGGGGAAUUCCAACCACAGAACCCAAACAGACUGCAACUUUCAAAUACCCAUCACCAAUAUAGAUGACAUUUUAUCAGAAGUGAGCCCCUAUUGUGACACAAAUACACACAUUAAAUCCCCAUUUAUAACACUAUCUAAUGAGCCUGUAUCCUGCUGUUCAAGCCAAAACACCGUAGCCCAGUCUGAGGAGGAUCUAACGCAGUUCAGGUGCCUGGAUUCCACUGCCUUGGAGACAAGAAAUGAAAAUGGUAUCAUUAGGCCUAUGGAGACAGGUGUGGACCAACAAAAAGAAAAUAACUCCGAAUCAAGUCUGGAAAGGCCUGAUGCUGGUUUUAAACAGAUGUACUCCAUGGUAGAUGACGAUUCCAACAGUGACUCCACCACUGACAGCUGUCAAACUAUAAAUAAGAUGGGUGACAGUAAUCUACAUGAACCCCUCUCUGAUGAGGAGGAAGUGGAGUUUUAUUCUUGUGAUGCCCAGCGACCUGGUGCCAGUCAACACUCCCAGUUUAAUGAGUCACCAAAUGGGUGUUCACCUCUUCACCAUGUCCACAGUCAAGAUAAAAAAUUCAAGCAUACCUCAGCUGCAGUACAGGAAUCAUCUGAUGUCUCACUGACAAAGAAAGAAAACACUGUUGUAACAAUCCAUUGCUCACAGCUUUCUCAUUUAUCAGAGGCCUCCUCUACACAACAACCAUGCCUGUCUUCCAACAGUACAUUAUCUGUGUCAACUACAGGGUGUUCCAACAAUAGUGCCACAUUCAAAGCGUGCGUGGCAUCCAGCCUGAGAAUUCUAAGCAUUUACAGGAACCACUCUCCAACAGAUACCUGCAGUGUCAUUCAUGAUGCUACUGCAGAUGUGCUUACAAAUGCCUUGCAGAGCUCAGAUUUAGUAAAGCAUCUAAAUACACAAACACCUUUAAUUGCAUCUGGGACAUCAGGUUCAAGCAGCAGAUUAGAUCCAAGUUCGUCAACAUCAGUAAUGAACACACAAAAAGUCUUAGAGUGUAGACCUAAUUUAAACCACGAUGCAAGCUCUUCACUAAAGAAGACCUCAGCCCUAGAACUCCUUGAUAACUCAGAUGGUCCUGUAUGGAGUCGUAACUUAAAACUAAUGGCUGAAAGUGGUCCUCCCAAACUGAAGGGCUUAACUAUUAAGAGUAAGAACCAACAACAGGAGGAGCUUCAACGAAAACCUUUCAGGAGUAAACAUGGCGUUUCUUUGGACAUCAAUGCAUCCUUGAAACAGUUAACAAAAUUACCACCAAAGGUAACCAUGCCAAGCUUUUUGAAGACCGUUAACCAGCCUGAUACCAGCAAGAUCUGUCUUGCUUUGUCUAGAGUAAAAGACAGAGUUCAAAUUCCAGCUGAGUAUGGGCAUUCAGGUGGCACAUCACAAACUGUACAACGGGCCAAGGAGAAGGAUAUUCAUUUAGGUUCCAAAGUAACAGUCAAGUCACAGGACCAAUCACACCCUCCUGUUAUUCAGAGAACAUUUAUAGAGGUUCAACUGUCUUCCGUAUCUGGAUCAUCAUCACCAGCUGUUACACAAAAUGAAACAAUGAUUUCAAAAGAAGCGGAAGCUCCUAAAAGUAAUACAAAUGCAGGAUUAGCACCGAUACUUUCUCCCACCAUUUCCACAGCAAAGAAAACAAAUGGUAUUAUCAGUAACAUAGUGGUGAAUUCAUUGUGUUCUACUGAAGCAGCUCCUUCAACCACAAGUAAUGGCUUAAAACCUAGUCCUAUUGUGGAGAGAGAUGAGACCUUAAAGUCCUGCACAUCCAGAUUAUACCUUAAGACAAUGAAAAGAGGAAGUCUCUCCACAGAUAAUACCUUGUCUGUGGACUACAAUCCCUUCUCUGUCCGGCAUAAAAUAAAAUCUUUUGAAAACUUGGCUAACUUUGACAAACCUGUGGCUAGAAACAGUGACAUUCAGUCUUAUGCCCUGGCAUAUAGAGCCUCACUUAACCAAAGGAUUGCUUGUUAUAUGGGCUUGGUUAAUUCCGUUGACUGCCCGGAACAGCAAAGGAGUUUUAGCUCUUAUGUGGACAAUUUAAUUCCUGUCAGACCAUGCUCACCACUUCUUGGUAAAUCUCCUGAGGUUCAAAAAGCUGUGGAUGCGAUUUCGGCACAAACCCCUCCUGUGCUUCAGAGGAAAAACAGCAGACUUCCCCACUGCCGGUUACGGAAACUCAAGGCUAUCAGUAUGCCUGAAUUGGAAAAACUAUGCACAAAGGACUUUACCAGAGGACAUGGUACAGCUGUAGAUAAAACAGAGCCUGACAUCCAUCCCACAACAGUUACAAAAGCUGCAGUGACUAAAAGCUUUCUAUGCCCUGCCACGCCAACAAAUGUAGAUGUGAACAGGGUGAGAAGAAGUGAUGCUGGAUCCAUUGGAGAGACUCCUCAGGGAACCCCAGAGACCCAUGGACAACAGUGUAGCUGGUCCAUCAGUUUGAAGGAGCUGACUACUUUUUCUGGGAGUCAGAGUAAGCUGGAAACAUUGUUGUCCUCCCUGGAAGCUAAAGCGUAUGUGUCUGAAUUGCUUCAGGACACUAAAACCAUUUCAGAGGUCAACAAUAAUACUCAGCUUGUUGUCCUGAGUAAAGAAGAAGGCUCAGGGCUUGGGUUUAGUAUUGCUGGUGGAGUUGACCUUGAGCAGAAGGAAAUAACUGUUCAUCGGGUCUUUGCCAAAGGUGCAGCUAUCCUUGAAGGCACAAUCCAGCGAGGUGACAGAAUUUUAUCUAUAAAUGGCAAAAGUCUGCAGGGUAAAACCCAUGGAGAGGUUGUAUCUUGCCUUCAUCAAGCCAGACUGUCUAAACAAGCCUUAGUGGUUGUUUUGAGAAACAAGGACAGCGAAGAAAGUAUCUCUGACAGAGCAGACUCGACUAUUCAGCCAAAUAGUAUGUGUUCUGCCACCAAGAAGAUUUUGGAAAUUGGAGCAGUGGGAGAUGUAGGUCCAGAUGAUGCUUUAACAGUGGAGCUUCACAAGACAUCUGCUGGCCUUGGCUUCAGUCUGGAGGGGGGGAAGUCCUCAAGCAAUGGAGACAGGCCUUUCAUUGUCAAACGCAUCUUUACAGGAGGUGCUGCAGAACUGUCUGGGAUUAUUGAUGUUGGUGAUGAGGUUCUGUCUAUUAAUGGCUGUUCUCUGGAGGGCCUGAUGCUCCAUGACGCCUGGAGAAUUCUCAAAACUACAAAUGAAGGGCCCAACCAACUCCUUAUACGGAAGAAGAGUAAACUGACUGAAAUUAACAAAGAAAUACCAAUAUCCUGUAAAGCUGCACUGUGACAACACCCUCAAAAACAGGGCAUGGAUGAACAAUAAAAUUAAGGACAAGUAUUUACAAAGUUUGAUUGAUGGACAUUGGUUGAGACUUUAUGCUGUGUUGUUACUUGUGUUUGUACUAAAUAGGUCAAAUAGGAUUUACAAUGUACUAUUGUGGUACACAGUGCUGAAUUCAGAUUUUUUUUCAGAGGAGAAUUGCAGUUUGUUUACAAUAAACUGACUUUGAGAGAGCAAAUAAAACAA